Molecule: messenger RNA, 558 nt
Organism: Lactuca virosa
Lineage: Eukaryota; Viridiplantae; Streptophyta; Magnoliopsida; Asterales; Asteraceae
Source: the annotation of a GenBank genome assembly
AUGGGUAAAUGGAGAAGUCUUGGUCAUGUCCCUUACACGAUUGGAGGUUUCUUUGGGCUAUUUUUCAAUGGCCAUGUUCAUUGGUCUGUGUUUGGCAAAGAUUCCCCUGAAAAACUUUUUGCUUUUGAUUUGGAUAACGAGACAUUUAAGUUGUUCCCAUCUCCUCCUGUUGAAACUAUACAAGGAAGUCACCAUUUCCUAAGUUUGGCAGUUCUUAAAGGUUGUUUAUGUCAAUCUGAUACCUUUGAGUCUCAAUUCACGCUGUGGGUGAUGAGGGAAUAUGGGAUCAAGGAAUCUUGGCAUAGAGAGGUGAUGAUCAAGGAAGGUGUUAGCCCUGCUUUAGAUUGGUUGAUGUGGGAACCUGUGUGUCUGAUUGAACGUUUAAAUGAUGGAACAAUUUUGAUGGUUUAUUAUGAAGACAAAUUGUUGGCGUGUUCUUUUGAGAAGGGAACAAUUGCAAACUCGGAUUUUUUUGACCCAUGUUUCACUGGAAUCGCUUAUCGUCCAAGCUUCCUUAAGCUCCGGAACUUCAAAUCAGAGAGAGUUCAUGUGUUUUAA